Messenger RNA from Cannabis sativa, 1175 nucleotides. RefSeq names its product glyoxylate/hydroxypyruvate reductase HPR3. Gene Ontology annotation, cellular component: cytosol. Gene Ontology annotation, molecular function: hydroxypyruvate reductase [NAD(P)H] activity; NAD binding; glyoxylate reductase (NADPH) activity. The record is from RefSeq and is a predicted model, not a curated record. Bases 53 to 1063 code for a protein of 336 amino acids. Lineage: Eukaryota; Viridiplantae; Streptophyta; Magnoliopsida; Rosales; Cannabaceae. The transcript is spliced from 2 exons.
GAUAUUAUUAUAGACAUAAAAUCUCAAAUUUCCAAGGUGGAGAGCAGCAGUCAUGGCAUUCAAUGGAGGUUCAAAUGAAGAUGAAAUUCUCAUCAAUGAUGACAACGACCUUCCAUCGAUCCUCAUCCACCGCAACCCUGCCUUUAAUUUCCUUCCUUUGACUAAUCUAUUGAAGAACCAUUUUCGCUUACUGGAUCCGCACCAGUCUCCUGAUCUCCCACUCCACAGCUUCUACUCUCGCCAUGCUCACUCCGUACGCGCCCUAGUCAUUUUUGGGCUCUGCCCAGUUACCGAAGACACUCUUCGCCAUCUACCUUCUCUCAAACUCGUCGUUGGCUCCUCAGCCGGCAUCGACCACGUCGAUUUGUCCGCAUGUCGCCUUCGAGGCAUCGCCGUCACCGACGCUGGCAAAUCAUUUGCUGAGGAUGUUGCCGAUUUCGCAGUUGCUCUGUUACUCGAUGUUCUGCGGCAAGUUUCGGCUGCCGAUAGGUAUGUCCGGUCUGGACUCUGGCAUUCUCUAGGAGAGUACCCACUUGGGUCUAAGAUAGGAGGGAAGAAAGUUGGGAUUGUGGGGCUAGGGAGAAUUGGCUUGGAGGUGGCGCAAAGGCUCUCUGCUUUCGGCUGUAGGGUCUCUUACACUUCAAGAAAGCAGAAGCCAUCUAUGCUAUUUCCUUACUUCUCAAAUGUAUGUGAACUCGCAACUGAAAGUGACAUACUUAUAGUGUGUUGCUCUCUAACAACUGAAACUCAUCAUAUUGUAAGCAAAGAUGUUAUGAAGGCUCUUGGAAAGAAGGGUGUGAUCAUCAAUGUGGGACGCGGGGGCCUUGUAGAUGAACAAGAAUUGGUUCAUUUUUUAACCCAAGGAGAACUUGGUGGAGCUGGUCUUGAUGUGUUUGAGAACGAGCCUGAUGUGCCCAAGGAGCUGUAUGGUUUGGACAAUGUUGUUCUUUCUCCACAUAAUGCUGUUACAACCCAAGCAUCCAUUGAAUCCCUCAGCCUACUAGUCUUAGAAAACCUUAAGGCUUUCUUUUCAGAUAAGCCUUUGUUAUCUCCAGUCAGCUAGAACAAAUUAAUGUAUGUCAUUAUUCCAUUCAAUAAACAAAUCUCCAGGUACACUGUCAUUUCUUAUUGACAGCAUGUAAAUGUUAUAAAUUUAAAACUGCCUUCUCAUUUAA